AUGAUGUAUGACGAAGAAGGUAAAAGGUUGCACCAACAAAUCAAUGAUGAAUUAAAGAGAGUCACCUGUUCGCCUACAUUCAGAAAACAGGUAUAUAUAUUGGUCAGUAGAUGCAAUUACUUCAUAUAGAGUACUUCAUCCAUUACUGAAUCAAAGGCCAAACCAAUAGUGAGACCUUUACAAAGUAGGAAACAAUGAAUGUAACAGUGACCAUACAACCGGAGGCAAAGGCUAAUCAUACAGUAACAGUUGUAUUGACUGCAUUAGCUGGACUUACAGUUUUAGUGGACAUCAGUUAUAUAAUAGUCUGUUUUAAGGCUCUGAAAAAAACAUUCCACAAUCUUAUGAUUUUAGCUAUUUUAUUUAGCGACAGUAUUCUUGGGAUAUCAUCAGCACUCUUUUCGUUGAGUUCUGUAAUACAACACAAAUUCAUUGGAUCCUGCCUAGUACAGAUCUUUCUUUUUUCAUUUGGUAUUCAAUUAAACUAUUGUUUGGUAUUCUUGCUGUGUUUACAGAGGUUCUUUGUGGUGAAGUCAUUUAACUUUGGAACGAAUGCCAGAUUUGAUAGGAACAAAUUUAUACAUAUCGGGGUAGCUAUCUUACUCUCGUUCAUAUUUGCAUUACUUGGAUUGAUACUGACUCCAAAAGCUGAAUAUAUGCAGGUGUGCACAUCUCGUUUCGUAUUUGGAGAUAGUUAUUAUAUAUAUGUACUUAUUAUCUAUAUGCCCAUUACUGUGAUUAUUAUUGUUUUAUCGAUAAUGUCAACAAUCACAGGCUUUCGUUUAUGGAAAAUAUAUUUCAAAAGAACAAUUGCACCGAUUCAAGGAAUUAGAGAGGAUGUUAUCUUUUCUGAUCGUAUGCAGUCGUCUUGUUCGAAAACAAAUCAAUGUUCUAACAUAUCACAUAGUAAUGCUUUUGGCAACAAAAUACAAGAUGAAGAUAAGGAUACUGAAAUAUUGGAUAUAGAAAUUAAAAUUGUAACUUCAAACACCGAAGUCAAUGGAGAAGGAUCAGAGGUUCGAAAACCAUGCAAGAUGAAUUCCAGUCAGAGUUGCAAUGUCUUGAGUUGCCCAUACUGUCAUAAUAGCACGAUGAUGAACAUUAAGAAACACUCUUACAGCUCAACUGAUGAUAAUAAAAUAUCAGCAAAUCAGGAUAAUAAAAACAUGUUUCAAGUACGGAAAACAGUGCAAAGAAAAUCAGAACGUUCAAGCUCAAAGAAAAAUAAGUUCCCACAUAUGGAGAAUAGCAAGGAAAUUGUUGAUUUGAAACACUAUAGAAAUAUAAACCCAUUUACUACAUCCACUGACGAAGGUCGUUCAUUUGAUGCAAGUAGACGGCUGAAAAAGUCAUGGGAGAUCCGAGCAUUUUUAACUACUAUCAUAGUUGCUUUUCAAACUAUAAUAUUAACAGGACCUUUUGUAGCGUCGUUUUGGAUAGAGGCGUUCUCAAAUGCACCGUUAACAUUACAGUUUCGACUUUUGCUCUUUAUUCCAUUCUUGAUCAAUUGCAUAUCCAACCCUUUUAUAUAUGCAUGGAGAAUCCCCGAAAUUCGACACGAGUUUAAGAAGCUCUUUAGAAUAAAUAAUUGAUUACACUGAAAGU
This is a messenger RNA of Mytilus trossulus (common blue mussel), 1605 nucleotides long. RefSeq lists its product as uncharacterized. The coding region runs from base 195 to 1592 and encodes 465 amino acids. Gene Ontology annotation, cellular component: plasma membrane. The record is from RefSeq and is a predicted model, not a curated record. The transcript has 3 exons. Lineage: Eukaryota; Metazoa; Mollusca; Bivalvia; Mytilida; Mytilidae. Gene Ontology annotation, molecular function: G protein-coupled photoreceptor activity. Gene Ontology annotation, biological process: phototransduction; cellular response to light stimulus; G protein-coupled receptor signaling pathway.